This is a messenger RNA of Radiomyces spectabilis, 1518 nucleotides long. RefSeq lists its product as uncharacterized. Gene Ontology annotation, biological process: cytoplasmic translational initiation. Gene Ontology annotation, cellular component: eukaryotic translation initiation factor 3 complex; cytoplasm. Bases 70 to 1293 code for a protein of 407 amino acids. Gene Ontology annotation, molecular function: translation initiation factor activity. The transcript has 5 exons. NCBI's taxonomy places the organism in Eukaryota, Fungi, Mucoromycota, Mucoromycetes, Mucorales, Radiomycetaceae. The record is from RefSeq and is a predicted model, not a curated record.
AAAAAAAAAAAAGCAAAAAACUUAACGGCAGAGCACUCACUUCUCUUGCUUAUCUAUUCGCUGCACAAAAUGUCUGCCAAUAUCUUUGUUCAGGAAUCCUUUGAAUCGCAGGUUAACGAUCUCGCAUACUAUAUCUCCAAGCUGAGAGGUGAGGAAGGAGAUGAAGAAGCUCCCUACAUGAAGGAAGUGGCUUCUCUGCUUGAAUCGGACAAGAAGGACGACAUUUACUGCAAGCUUGCCAAAGACGCCUCGGUCUUCUUGACUGUCAUUGAUUCCGAGGUGGAAGGUGCCUUCAACUUGCUUCUUGUCAUUGUUCUCGAAGCACCUGAAGCUGUGUUGGCUUCUGCUGUGAAGCAAGUCAUUGAAACGCUUACCAAGACCGAAAGCUCAAAGACAAGCUUGAAGCAAAAAAUUUUGUUGAACUUGUACAACGCAUUGCCCGGUACUUCUUCGCUUCGUUAUGACACUUUCAUUGGUUUGGUCGACGUCACAGCCAAGGCCGAUGAAUUAGAUUCCUUGUAUCCUCAAUUGGAAUAUGUUGACACAUGGGCCAAGCAAUGGGGCAUUGACAAAGAAGCUGAACGUCAGCUGUAUAACCAUUUGAGCGAGAAAUUGCUUCAAGUCGGUGAAGAACGUUUAUCACUUGAUUUCUUAUUGAAGAAAUUGGCUACUUACGUUGAGGACGAUGCUGCCGCCACUGAAUGUGCCAAGGAAGCCGUGAUGCGUUCGGUCGCUAUGGAUAACUACUUUGCUUUCGAGGAUCUUUUGCAAUUCAGCGCUAUUCAAAAGUUGAAGGGUAGCCCGGAAUAUCAGUUGUUGGAUGUGUUUUUGAACGGCACUUUGUCCAGCUACAAGACUUUUGCGGAAUCCAACAAGAACAUGAUCAAGGAUGCCGACAGCUAUUUCCGAAAGAUGCGUUUGCUUUCAUUGGCUUCCUUGGGAUCGGAAAACCUAUCGCGCGAGCUGACGUAUGCCGAGAUUGCAAAGAACUUGGAGAUCUCCGAGGACGAUGUGGAAAUGUGGGUGAUUGAUGUCAUCCGAGCUGGUUUGGUUGAGGCCAAGCUGGACCAGUUGAACAAGACCGUCAUUGUGCACCGCAGCAUUUACCGUGUGUUUGGCAAGGAACAAUGGCAACAAUUGAGCACCCGACUUCGCACCUGGAAAGACAACUUGAACGAGAUCCUGGCUGUCAUCAGCAACGCAAAACUUAUUGCCGGUGGAGCUCUGCAGGGAGGAGCAGCAGCUGUGGUAGUAGAGGAUAAGACAAGCGAGAUUACCGUCAAGACCAAAUGAUGUUUUUGAAACCUAGUUCAUUUUUGUACGCAUUCUUUUUUUUUCUCUCUCUUCUUUCUAUACACGCCUUCCUAAAAAGUUUAGGAAAGGGAAAUUUGAAAAAUCUCUCUCUCCCGAAAGAAAUGUUCAUAAUAAAAAAAGUUCUCAGAAUAGCUUUCAUUACCAAUCAGGGUAUUCCAAGAAAUCGCUCUGCUGGAUGAAUUGAACAGCUUGCCAUGAAAAUUU